CAGCAGAGUUGACUUUUCUUGCUGUGAUUAUGCCGUCGACACCGUAGAGCUGAGUGCUAAAGUCCCAUCAGCAGCGAUGUCUACCUAUGUCCUGGGUGUAGACGUGGGCACCACGUCGGUAAAAGUCGUUUUAUUGGAAACUGGCUCCCGAUCGGUGGCUGCGAGUCACGCUUUGCCAACUACGUCUGAUAUAAUCGACCAUAGUUUAAUAAAGGCGAAAGAGCAGGAUACUGGCCGGAUCAUAGACACCCUGAACCGGUGCCUCGGCCUGCUGCCCAGAGACAAACUGCAGCACGUCAUCCGCAUCGGGCUGUCCGGACAGAUGCACGGAGUCUUAUUCUGGAAGGCAAAGAGCGGUUGUGAUUGGUCCAAGAGGGAUUUCUUCACAACCACAGACACCAGUCAGCUGAUCACCUGGCAGGAUGGGCGCUGCAGCAGUGACUUCCUGUCCUCACUUCCAAAACCAGAUUCACACAUGAGCGUAGCCACUGGGUUUGGCUGUGCAACGAUCUUGUGGUACAUGAGACACAGGCCUGAGUUCCUUGAGGAUUUCACAGUCGCAGGUACCAUCCAGGACUAUGUGGUUGCCAUGCUGUGUGGUUUGGAUGGGUGUGUGAUGACGCCGCAGAAUGCAACCAGCUGGGGCUUCUUCAACACCUCCUCCAACCAGUGGAACAUAGACAUUCUGAAGGGUGCCGGCUUCCCUUUGCACCUGCUUCCUCAGUGUGUGCCAUCUGGUGGCUUGGCGGGACAGACGUGCUCGGACUGGCAUGGUGUCCCUGCUGGUACGCCAGUAGGGGCCGCCCUGGGAGACCUCCAGAGCUCGGUCUACUCCUGCAUGCGUGCACAGACAGAUGCAGUUCUUAACAUAAGCACUUCAGCCCAGCUGACCUUCGCCAUGCCAGCUGACUUCAAACCUCCCGAUUCUCCUCAGCCUGCCGCCUCCAUCUCCUACUUCCCCUACUUUGAGGACUCGUACUUGGCGGUGGCGGCUUCACUCAACGGAGGGAAUGUACUGGCCACUUUUGUGGAGAUGCUCACUUCCUGGAUGAAAGAGCUCGGCGCGGAGAUGAGGGAUUCCUGCUUAUAUGAGAAGCUGAUUCAUAGCGCCCUGACUCAGGAAACCAGCGACCUGAGGGUGAGUCCCACCCUCCUGGGAGAGAGGCACGACCCUCUCUGCCUGGGUCAGGUGACCAACAUCUCCCCUACCAAUCUCUCUCUGGGUCAUUUGACCAGGGCACUGUGCCGCGGAGUCCUGGACAACAUCACGUCCAUGAUGCCUGCUGAACGUCUGCAGCGGGCGGGGGUCUGCAGGAUUGUGGGCAGUGGGAGCGCCAUCGCCCGCAACGAGGUGCUGAGGCAGGAGGUGGAGAAGGCCUUUCCUCUGCCGGUGGUGUACGGACAAAACGCGGACUCUGCUGUCGGCGUGGCCAUGGUCCUCUGUGACCUUCUGUGAAAAGAAUCCACGGGGGAAUCCCUGUCUGUUUACACGAUUAAUUGAGAAUUUUGCACAUUGCAGUACUUAUGUAAUGGCAUCGCUUUGUAUAACCCUCAUGUUGUCCUCGUGUUGUCCUCAUGUUCCUCAUGUCCUAUAUCAGUGUUCUUUUUAAUUCCCCAAAAUAACAUGAUUGAUUCCACACUCUCAACGCUCUUUAG
Etheostoma cragini (Arkansas darter) is the source of this 1656-nucleotide messenger RNA. RefSeq names its product sedoheptulokinase (gene shpk). Gene Ontology annotation, molecular function: sedoheptulokinase activity. The record is from RefSeq and is a predicted model, not a curated record. The transcript is spliced from 7 exons. Gene Ontology annotation, cellular component: cytosol. Lineage: Eukaryota; Metazoa; Chordata; Actinopteri; Perciformes; Percidae. Gene Ontology annotation, biological process: carbohydrate metabolic process; cellular response to lipopolysaccharide. Bases 77 to 1456 code for a protein of 459 amino acids.